UCCAAUAAUCCUUAUACCCUUACCAGCUCUCACUCAGAGAAGAAAGAAGAGAAAUUCUUCCAAGUUUCAGAAACAGAAAAUGGGGUGCAAAUCGUGUGAGAAGCCAAAGCAGAGACACAGAAAAGGGUUAUGGUCACCUGAAGAAGACGAUAAGCUCAGGAAUUAUAUAAUUCAAUACGGUCAUGGCUGCUGGAGCUCCGUUCCUGUCAAAGCCGGUUUGCAAAGGAGCGGGAAGAGUUGCAGACUAAGGUGGAUUAACUACUUGAGGCCUGGUUUGAAACGCGGGAUUUUCACAGUUCAAGAGGAAGAGACAAUCUUGGCCCUCCAUCACAUGUUAGGCAACAAGUGGUCUCAGAUCGCUCAGCAUUUACCUGGAAGAACUGAUAAUGAGAUCAAGAACUACUGGAAUUCCUACCUGAAGAAGAAAGUUGUGAAAGCUGAAGCUUUUGGAGCUCAAAGUAGCAGUUCCCAAUCUCUCAUGGAGUCCACACCUACACAAACACAUCCCACCACCCAAAUCACAAGUUUGGAUUCUUUCAAACUCGUGAGAGAUUCUCCCACUAAUACAGACCAAUCCGUUCCACAGAUUUACGAUUUUCACCAACCUAUUAAAGAAACAACCCAGAGCUCUCUCCCCAAGCUUUUUUUCGCCGAAUGGUUCUCAUUAGAUCAUAUUCAUGGCCGGAGCAGCUUCGUCAGCGCUAGUGAAACGGUGGUUCCAAGAGAUAAUUCCAACGAUUUAAACAUCGAUGAUGAUGCAUUUAGUCAAAACUUGUUGCAAUUUGAUGGACCUUUUAGUGGUGGAUAUGAUGAAUUCCCUAAUGUGUUCGGUAAUGGUUCUGCCGCCGGCGAGAAAUUCAUACCUCAUCAGUUCGAUUCUAUCGCCGGAAACGGGUUCUCUGAUUUUGUUUCUGUUGGACAGAGUUGCAUUAACGAUUUCAGCCUGGUCCAUGAUAUAAUCUACUGAAGUGUAUUAAACUGUUAAUUGUUGAUUAUUGUUAUUAUUAUUAUUAUUAUUAUUAUUUCUUUUUAUGUUACAUCAUCAAUUGUUGAUGUUUAUAUUUCAUACGAGGUUCGUUAUUAAAGGAUGUGAAAUUGUGAAUAUGAAAAUUAAUUUG
Molecule: messenger RNA, 1118 nt
Organism: Telopea speciosissima
Lineage: Eukaryota; Viridiplantae; Streptophyta; Magnoliopsida; Proteales; Proteaceae
Product: transcription factor LAF1
Exons: 3
Coding region: 80-967 (295 amino acids)
Source: RefSeq, a predicted model, not a curated record